Molecule: messenger RNA, 724 nt
Organism: Schistosoma spindalis
Lineage: Eukaryota; Metazoa; Platyhelminthes; Trematoda; Strigeidida; Schistosomatidae
Source: the annotation of a GenBank genome assembly
GGUCAUGUUAGUUUGACCGCUGCUCUCAAGAGUUUUAUCUUCUUGUUUAUCUAACUGAUUGCAACAUUAACUCAUAGUUUAUUUUAUUUGUACACAAUAAACAACAAACGGAUUACAAUGAUUACAUUCUUUUCUAAUAUCCCAAUAUUUAAAGAUGAAAAAAAUCUUGAUAUACAAACAUUUCUACAAUUAUCCAAAAUGAUUUGUGAUUUUUUCGGCUUAUGGGAUUCAAAAUUUGCAUUAUUACGAAGUGAUGUGGAAGGGAAUAUUAAAAAAGUAUCCCGUGCAUCUACCAAUCUACAUGUGAAUACAUUAUAUGAUUUAUUAUCUAAUGAAUUGAAUCGUGAUGAUUCUUCUGGAUCUAUUGGUUUAUUAUGGUUAAAGCGUACAUUACAAUUUCUCAUUUGUUUUUUAAAUUAUUUUUCUCAAUCUAAUAAUAAUGAAUUAAUACGUGAUAUAAUUACAAGAGCUUAUGAUGAAACAUUAACAAAAUAUCAUAAUAAAUUAAUGCGUCAUGCAUUUCGUUUUGUUUUAUUCAUUGUCCCUAAACGAUCGGUAUUUAUUAGAAAAUUAGGAUUAGAACAGGAUAAUUGUGAAUUAUUGGUAAGUUGAUUUUUGAUUUAUUAAAGUGAAUAUACCUUGUUACUAUGUAGAUUAUAUUGAAAUCAAUAAUUUCAUAAAUUCAACUUCUGUGUAUCUCAUUACUUACUUACUUACUUACUUA